Messenger RNA from Tigriopus californicus, 3456 nucleotides. RefSeq lists its product as uncharacterized. The record is from RefSeq and is a predicted model, not a curated record. Gene Ontology annotation, biological process: response to heat; protein refolding. Gene Ontology annotation, molecular function: protein folding chaperone. The coding region runs from base 749 to 2734 and encodes 661 amino acids. The transcript has a single exon. NCBI's taxonomy places the organism in Eukaryota, Metazoa, Arthropoda, Copepoda, Harpacticoida, Harpacticidae.
GUUUGUGGCAACGGUUUGAACACUUUGAAGGGUUCUCAAACCGGAACGACAAGUUGAUCAGAGAAGGCUAAAAUAUUGGGCCUUUUGGGAGACCAAGGUUCUAUUCUGCAAACUGGGAGUGAUAUUCCUUCGUUUCGGUGUCGAGCCAAUCUGACCACCCACUCUGUGUCUAAACGUUUAGCGGGUGACUUGGUCUGGAUUCAAUCGAAUAGGCGGGUGAACUUCCAAAGAGACCGUCAAGAACAUCGUGUCAAGGGAGUCGUUUCUCUGAAUGAACUUGUUGCUCGCAUGGUAUCGUCUUUUUGCCCUAGUGGGUAUAUCUCGUAUACCUCCUCCUCCUGUCUCCGUUCGGUUCUUCCCUCUUCUCGCCCAGCAAACGAGGUGCAAGAGGCAAUCCACCCAGUUUCCAGCAGAUUCGAGCUCGGGUACCUCAAAACGGACGGCACACGUCUCGAUCCUUCCUUCCUUCCUUUCCAGGCAUGGAGGCACCCAUCCAUAUGCCUUAAUCACAUGCAUAUGUAUGUGGACGUGUUCGCUUGUAGUGUACACGUCAGGUUCAUGUGAGCGAAGCCAUCUCUGGCCCCAACAUCAUCGCCCACCACUCAACAGCGCUCUUGCAAUUUGGGUGGGUGCGGAGUCGGUGGGAGACUGGCCAACGCGUUCCCGUUGCUCGCUCGUCAAGGACUUUAAAAACUCUUUCGAGCUUACGUACAAGGAACGAGGAGGAUGCGUUUAAGUGGAAAAAGUCAUGAGCUUCCUGCCUGAAGGCGGUAAUGCGGCCUGGGCCUCUGCCAUUGCCGAAGAAUCCCGAUCUGGUCCGCCUGGUUGGGACGGUAUGUCACUACCACCAUUACCCUUCCAGUCCCACAUGCCUUCGAUGGGGAUGGGGAACACCAUGAUUCCUUGUCUGCCAAGUGAGGAUCAAGCUUGGGACUAUGAGGACGAUGGGGAAGGCGGCGUUGAGAGAGGCACACUAGCUCGAACCCGACACGUCGGAAGGGGACGAGGAAGGGGAGAGAGGGGACAAGAAGACUUGCUGCUCUGGCCAUUAAGCGGACGAGAGGCGGCUCAUGCCAGUGGAGGAAGUCUCCUUCGAGCUAAACACACCGGGUGUACAGAAGCAUCGGAUACAAAAUUUGUAGAACCCGUCACUGCUGCAACUAUUCCUUCGACAACGUCACAAUCAGUGCAUCAAGAUCCUCUCGGUGACUGGUUAGUAGCGCGACAAAGAGCAUUUCGAGACUUCGAUCGCUCCUGGCAGACUCCAAGUGUGUUUCAAGGUGACACAGUAAGAAGCAUCCUGACAACCCCUUCUUGGUUUUCAAGCUCGGAUCACGCAGUACGGCCUCCCAAUUCCAGAGUGAACAGCUCGCCCUUCACAUUCAGCUCACCAUCCCAUUCCUAUCGAGUGACGUAUCCACAUCAGUCAGUGGAUGAUUCACAGCCUUCGUUGACCUUCGGUGGUAGUGAUUCCAGCCCAGCAAAAAUAACAGCAAGACCGCCAACAGCAACAGCCGCCAUGCUAUCAACUCGUAAUGAGAACGCGGAUCUGUCACCCAAGGCCAAGGUGUCGUAUGACGAGGACAAGUUCCAAGUGGAACUGGACGUUCAAGAUUAUCGGCCAGAGGAGCUUUCUAUCAAAACAGAGGGCGAUGUGCUCGUCGUCCUAGCUAAACAUGAGACAAAAACAGAGACCGGAGGAAGUUUCGUAUCCAAACAGUUUGAGCAGAGAUUCACCCUCCCCGCUGGUGUCAAGCCCGAGAGCAUCUCUUCGUCACUCUCCAAGAACGGAACUCUCACAGUCUCAGCCCCCAGAGAGAUGGGCCGCUCUGAUUUGAGCGGGUUUAAAUCAUCCCGACCUUUGACUUCCGAAUCGGCUUCCAAUAAAUCCCUGGGCAAUGUCUACGCUCAGAGUACCGACCAACAGGGUGAAGGUCUUCCCCAUCCAAAGGUGAAGUACGACGAGGACAAAUUCCAGAUCAGUCUGGACUGCCAGCAUUACAAACCCGAGGAGCUUGACGUCAAGGUGGAAGGCAAUUCCAUCAUUAUCACGGCCAAGCAAGAGGUCAAAGAAUCUGGAGGAACUCGGACUCGCGUGUUUGAGCAGAAAUUCUCCCUUCCGUCCGGAGUGAAAGCCGAGAAAGUGGCCUCGUCCAUCAGUCGGGAUGGCGUCCUAACAAUCACAGCUCCUAGGGGAAACACCCACAGCUCCUCCAUGGUCAACCAGUCCUCGAUCGAAAGUCGUAUGGAUAAGGCGUUGUCACCGGCCAAUUGGGACGAGGACUUCAAACGACGCGAUUACUCCAAUAACAAUUCCACCACGUCUGCUCUCUCUGGCCACAAGCGCGAUGAUCAUUUAAAGCACUCUUCUCUUUUCAAUCAAGACCGAUCUAGCUUUUUCCCUACAGUCAAUGAUGGCAUUUCGAAAAUACAGUGUGAUGAUGAAAGCUACAAAAUCUUGAUCAAUGUCAAGGAUUUCAAACCUGAGGAGUUGGUGAUCAAGACCGUGGGCAACACCGUCCAUUUUGAGGCCAAACACGAAGAGAAAACCGCAGAUGGGCUUUCCUCCAGCUCCCGGAAUAUCUCUCAAAGUUUCACCCUUCCACGUGGCGUGGAUCCUGAAAGCGUAUCCAGCAGUAUGUCCAAGGAGGGCGUUCUCACCAUCUCGGCCCCGUUGCCCGCCGCCUUGAAAGCUCUCAAUGCUGAGCGAGUCGUGCAAAUCAAGCACCAUUGAUGAUUUGAUUGGAGGACAAUCACUAGCCACCCAGUUUUGUUCUCAUGAAUCAUUUGUUUGCAAUCCCUGUGCGAAUGAAAGCGAUGUAACAAAAACAGCAGAAAGGCUAGUUGAUGCGCGAUCCACCAUCACCCCCACCCCCACCCCCAGCAGUAGCAACUACUAUUACAACAACAACAACAACAACAACAGCAACACAAACAACAACAACAUACAUACAAAUAAGUUAAUCGCAACAUAACCAAUCGAAGAAGAAAAGACAACUCGUUCGGUGGCGGAAGCUUCAUUCUUAACUCUAUGGUUGCUCGGAGUUUACUAUAACCUACAUUUGAUAGGCUGCUUUGCUCUUGGUAAAUUUUGGUGUACCCUUCAGUAAUAUCCAACAAAGUUAAAAUAUUGAUUCUUUUGGUGCUAAAUGCUAAGCUAGAUAUUUUUUAUCAAACAAGCUACUCUUUUCAAUUCGGCUCGGCAGCCGAAGUGUCGUCAAUUCCAUCCGCAUUUCGGCCACUUCCCCAGUUUCUUGGCCCUCUCCAUCCAUAAUUCAACAUCAUCUGCCGGUUUGAAACCAAACGCAUAAUCUCAUCAUCACAUAUCUCAUAUGUUCUGUGUGGUGCCUCUACCUUAGUAGCUAGUCUCAUAAUUCAUGUUCUUAACAACUGACGCCAUAUAGAUCUAUUAUAUAUAAUAAUAAUGAUAAUAAUAAUGAUAAAACCACAAUCGUU